This is a messenger RNA of Castor canadensis (American beaver), 1198 nucleotides long. It is a transcript of the gene Commd5, whose product is annotated as COMM domain containing 5. The record is from RefSeq and is a predicted model, not a curated record. Gene Ontology annotation, cellular component: nucleus. Lineage: Eukaryota; Metazoa; Chordata; Mammalia; Rodentia; Castoridae.
GCCACCGGGCACGGGCCUUGUGACCGGAAGAGGGGCGGGUGCCGGGCCUGAGAGCCGAAGGGGCCUCCUGACACUGGUGAGGCAGCGGAGGAAAACACAGAGACUUUGGCAGUCGGCGGUCGUCACUGCCAGGGAGGGGUCCGGCGACAGCGUCCAGUGCCUGGUCCCCGGAGCGGCUCUGGCAGUGGCACGUCGAGGGGCGGGUGUAUGGGUGGUCGCCUGGGACGGGCUGGUGAUGCUGCAGUUUCUGCAGGCAGCUGCGGCUGGUACCUUCCCUCUGGGCUGAUCAAGAAGGAGUAAGCAGGAUGUCUGCCUUGGGUACUGCAGCACCUUACCUGUGUCAUCCAGCUGACAGUCAAAGUGGCCGUGUCAGUUUCCUGGGCUCCCAGCUCCCUCCAGAAGUGGCAGCAACGGCCCAGCUCCUGGGGGACCUGGAUAGGAGCACAUUCAGAAAGUUGCUGAAGCUUGUGGUUGGCAGCCUGCAGGGGGAGGACUGCAGAGAGGCUGCUCAGCACCUUGGUGCCAGCGCCAACCUGCCAGAGGAACGACUGAGUGUCCUGCUCGCGGGCACACACACCCUGCUCCAGCAGGCCCUCCGGUUGCCCCCCACCAGCCUAAAGCCAGAUGCCUUCAAGGACCAGCUCCUGGAGCUUGGCAUUCCCCCAGACCUGAUCGGGGACUUGGCGAGUGUGGUGUUUGGAGGCCAGCGGCCUCUCCUUGAUUCUCUGGCCCGGCAUCACGGGGCCUGGCUGCCCCAUGUUUCCAGCUUCAGGUGGCGGGUGGAUGUUGCUAUCUCUACAAGUGCCUUGGCUCGCUCCUUGCAGCCUAGCGUCCUAAUGCAGCUAAAGCUCUCGGAUGGGUCAGCGCACCGCUUUGAGGUACCCACAACUAAGUUCCAGGAGCUGCGUUACAGUGUAGCCCUGGUCCUGAAGGAGAUGGCAGAGCUGGAGAAGCAGUGUGAGCGCAAACUGCAGGACUGAACCUUGUGGUGGUGGGUGCUGCAUCUGGUACAAGAGUGCAGCCUUGCUGUCCAUGAGGCAGGCUCCUGAGUGUGGGUCUGAAUAUAAGGAAUGUAAUUUUCUCUUUAAGUGAAACGGAAAGCUGUGCUUUUCUUUUUCUUUUUUAUCUUUUAAGGAAGUAAAGCAAUGCCUGGAGUGGUGGUGCACAACUGUAAUUCUAGCACUUGGGAGACUGAGGU